GGUCUGGCUGUGAUGCAAGGCGUUCUAGCAGGACGCCGGGCUCAACGAUACCCUGAAGUUGUUCAAUUCUUUCAAAAGGUCGCGGACAAUGAUAUUCGCCGUGACUUUGCGGCGCCGUCUAGAUGUAUGUCAGGAUAUUGCGGCCCGCAUCUUCAGGCUGCCUGCUGGCCGAUUGUCAUCGGUGUUCAACGCACAGCUGUGGCGGCAAGCACGAACAGCGGCAAUGCUACAUGGCGAGGUGGUACGCCCUGCUGGCGAUUAGAUGCCGUGGUGCAUUCAGUUGAGCCUAGAUCCGUUUUCCAGGUAUUCAGACGGCUGAAAUCUCUCGCGAGGCUGAGCGCAGGAGUAAAGUUGAGUGCCCUACCAGGUGAGUUUGUCAAAUUAACGAUGUCAACCUUGCGGACCGUUUGGUGGAACACGAUGAGAUUACCGAUCUUAUUCCGAUGUGCAUCGGCGAAAUGAAGCUCUUAAAUUUUCUGUCGGCUGCUCUCAGCGAUUAUGGGACCCUUUUUACGUAUUCUGCGAGGUACAAGGGGUUCAGAUGCACCCUUCAUAUGUUUUUACCGACUCCGAGCCCAAGUUGUGCCAUCGAUGAAUGUUCUGUCAGCGCUCCGAGCGCCAUUCAUCUUUGCGGCUUCGCAAAGACGCAGAGAGUGAAAACAUACCAAUUGGGGAAGC
Molecule: messenger RNA, 678 nt
Organism: Laetiporus sulphureus 93-53
Lineage: Eukaryota; Fungi; Basidiomycota; Agaricomycetes; Polyporales; Laetiporaceae
Exons: 2
Coding region: 13-462 (149 amino acids)
Source: RefSeq, a predicted model, not a curated record